Dichotomopilus funicola is the source of this 2316-nucleotide messenger RNA. Its product is annotated as RNA-binding protein 25. Gene Ontology annotation, molecular function: mRNA binding. Bases 1 to 2316 code for a protein of 771 amino acids. NCBI's taxonomy places the organism in Eukaryota, Fungi, Ascomycota, Sordariomycetes, Sordariales, Chaetomiaceae. Gene Ontology annotation, cellular component: spliceosomal complex. Gene Ontology annotation, biological process: mRNA processing. The record is from RefSeq and is a predicted model, not a curated record. The transcript has 3 exons.
AUGUCGUACAACCCUUAUGGAGGUAGGCCUUUUUACGUUGCAUCAGCACCUCCGUAUGGAGCGCCUCCAAGCUAUGCAUCGUACCCGGGUGCGUCGCACGCCCCAGGCAUGGCACCGCCGCCGGGCCUCGGCCCUCCACCAGGCAUGUCCUCUGCCCCUGGGAUGGCGCCGCCCCCUGGUGUCCAGCAGUCGAGUAAUGCGACGCAAGCUAAUCGACCAAGCGGCCUUCCUGCGUCCUUCCAACCCCCGCCGAACCUGCCCAACAUCAACUUCAACGCCCCCGUGAUCCGCCUCGGCUCGACCAUGCCGCCGGCCAAGCCCGGCUCGUCCCUCAUCAACGACCGGAAGGACUCGCACACCCCGACGUCUGGCCGACCCGGGCUGGGCUCCGACCGCAACAUGGACCAAUCCCGCGCGCAGAUGCGAGAGAGCAUGCAGGCGCUGGUCCCACCCACGAGCGAAGAGCGGCUGCGAACGAUUUUCGUCCACAAGAUUCCCGACGGAGUCGGCGGCGAGGCCGGCGUGCAGAAACUGUUGAAUACAGUAGGCAGGCUGCGCCGGUGGGACUCGGGACAGUCGCAUCUGUCGGAGCACAAGGGGGCGUUGUUUGGGUUUGCACAGUACGAAGACCCCGAAUCGCUAGCUGCUGCCGUCGAGUUACUCAAAGACAUCGAGGUGCCCGUGAAGAAACAAGCCCCGACCGAGAACGCACCGGCCGACGAGGACAAGCCAUUCGAGGGCAUCGAUAAGGACACGCUCAAGGUCGAGGUGGAUGCGAGUACGACCAAGUACUUGGAGUCAUGGAAGGAAAGCAGGGGGGACGAUACGGCGGUCGACGCACGCCUGGCAGACGCAAGGGCCUCGCUGAAACAGCUCAUUCGCGACCUUUUUUACCCACCUUCUGUCGGUAGCAAGGAUGCCGAGGGCGAUACAACCAUGGGGAACGGGGACAGCGUCGAGGUGAUUAACAUCCCCUUGGCCCCGGAGGACGAGCUUGCGGAUAUCCCCGCGGAGAUGCGGGCGACGGUGGCGGCUGAGAUUGCCUCGUUCCGAGACAGGAGCAACAGGCGAGAUCUCGAGCGGCUGCGGAAAGAGGAGGAGUUUGAGGAGAUGGAACGGCAGCGGAACGGGGCGCCACGCAAAUCACGACUCGAUUCCCCCCCACCGAGCAAUAGCAACUCCAACACCGUUCCUUUGGGCCCUCGCGGCGUGCCCAACGCACCAUCCGGACCCAAAGGACAGCAGCAGCAGCAAAACAGGGUAGAAUUUGUCAACGGCGGGACUACAAACGGGAAAACAUUCCGGGACGACGAAGACGACGGCACAGACGCAUCCGACGACGAGCUGCACAACCGGGAGCUCGCGAAAACACGAGCGGAAGACGACAAAGUCUACCUCGAAGCAGAGCGCAAGUGGGCCAACCGGGAACGCCAACGUGCGGCCGCAUUAGAACGAGAACGCGAACGCGACCGGGCCGACACAGACGGCUUCGCGCGACGGCGCGAAGAACAACUGGAACGAGACAAAGCCUGGGACGACGACCGUGAGGCCUCACGCAAAGGCCACAUGUACUACCGCGACCACGGCCAAUGGAUCCGAGAACGAACCGCCUUCCGCGCCGCCGAAUCCGCCCGCGACGAAAUGGACCGCCGCGCCGAAGAAGACGAACUCCGCCGCGCCGAAGCCGAAAUGGAACACGCCCGCGACAUGGCCGACUCCUUCCUCGAGCGCCAAGCCGAAGAAAUGGAACGCCAACCCGUCGCCGCCGCUGCCGCUGCUACCCCGGCCGCCCCGCAACGCGUGACCAUCUCCUUCGGCGCCGCCGCACAAAAAGCCGCCCAACGCACCGGCGGCACGCGCCGCACCGUCGCCGAAGUGGAAGGCCUGCUCGACGACGAAGAAAACGACAGCACCGCCAAACGCCAACUGGUCCCCAUCAAAUUCGAGCCCAUCACCGACACCAAAGCCAUGACAGAAGAAGACAUCCAAAACGCCGUCCGGGCGCUGGCACACGAGAUCCCCGCCGACAAAGAAGGGCUGUGGGGGUGGGAGGUGAAGUGGGAUUACCUGGAGGAGUCAGCGAUACGCGAGAAGCUGAGGCCGUUUGUGGAGAAGAAGGUGGUGGAGUAUUUGGGGGUGCAGGAGCAGUUUCUGGUGGAUGUGGUGGAGGAGCAUCUGAGGAAACAUCAGAAGCCCGCGGAGUUGGUGGAGACGCUGAGUGAGGCGCUGGAUGAAGAUGCGGAGGAUAUGGUGAAGAAGUUGUGGCGGAUGGUGAUUUUCUUUACGGAGAGUGAGAAGAGGGGGUUGCCGGCGUAG